This is a messenger RNA of Galendromus occidentalis (western predatory mite), 3164 nucleotides long. RefSeq lists its product as uncharacterized. The record is from RefSeq and is a predicted model, not a curated record. Bases 1 to 3054 code for a protein of 1017 amino acids. Lineage: Eukaryota; Metazoa; Arthropoda; Arachnida; Mesostigmata; Phytoseiidae. The transcript is spliced from 10 exons.
AUGCCGACGAAUGCCACGAAAACAGCCAAACACUCUGAACUCAUGACCAUGGUGACAACCUCAUACGUGGAGAGGAUGCCGGCUUUCCUAGAGUCGCAGUCCCCCGUCUUGGAGAUGGUAGACGGGAAUCCGUGUUUGACAGUCGAAACCGUGGAGGAACGCGAGCUGGGGAACCUGAUGGCUCGGAAGACCUGCUGGUGCAUGACCGUCAUCGAAGUGCCAAUAACUCCAUCGGUGACUAGCGGAAUGACGGCCACAGUGCAUAAGACUCCCGUAUUCACCACGACCGUAACCGUGUUCGCGAGCUCUGUCAUCGAAACUGUUUUCGAGACGGUUAUGAGACCAGACGCCGAGCUGUCAUCGAGGAAUCCCUCCCAGGAGUCUGCGUGGAUACCCGAAAGUAUCAUCUCACCUUCUUGGCCAGCCAACACGAUCGAGAAGAGCGUAGAUGCCAUGUCCUCGAGCCUAUCUCCGAUUCUUGUGACCGAAUCAGAGAGCAUUGUGGUCUCGACCGGAGCCUUCGAGCCUUCGACGACCAUCGAAGCUUCUUUUUCGACCGUGUCUCCGUCCGCGGACGAUAGCUCCAUGGGAGACCCAGCGCCGACCCCAACGUUCGGAGUCACGAACAGCGACUUGAGCUCCCAAGUCAUCGAUUCAUUUUCCGCUCGGAGCGGGGAGCUCGACACGGAUAAUGAUGUUGCCGAAACCACGCCUUCGCCAUCUUCUCAUUCGACUUGGAUUGGAGAUUCGUCGCCCUCGGUGGAGGAACAAACCAUGUCAAUGACCCCAGUCGACUCAGAGAUCUCUUCCACGAUGACCGCGACAGAUCAAUCGCUUGUUCCGCCUCUAUGGUCUUCGAGCAGCGGAAUUUCCAGUGAAGCCAAUGUGCUCACACCCUCUCGACCUAUCCCGCCGGAAUCCGGGAUGUACGACCAAUCGGAGACUUGGUUACCCACGCCAAGCAUUUCCGGUACGUUCGAGGAGUCCAGCGGAAUAGGACCCGAGUCGACCCUGAUUCCUGACCCAUCGUGGGAUCCAUCGAGCUCCUAUUCCCCGGACCCGGGAGACUCUAGAUCGUCGCAAUCAUCGGGACCGGAAUUCGUGACCCGUUUCCCUCCUUGGACGAAGUCCAUGGGGACUGAUGACUCCUCCACAGAAAUCACCGCGAUCGCCUCACCCACAGGAUUCGCGUCACCCACAGAGUACGAAUCAGCAGGAUUCGGAACGGUUUCGCCAACGGGUUCCGGAGGACACGACUCGACCCUCGUGGAAACAUCGACGUUGACUGCGAUCCUUGACGAUACCCCGUGCGAAACGACGGCGAGCAUAGAAUCAACCGCCCACGGCACUCUGACGACUGCCUCGGUUCCGUCAGAUAUCGACACUCCACACGCUUCCGUGGAACCCUCAGCGAGGGACAGUGGGUCAACAUCGCCUUCAAGCUGGUUCAAUCCAUCGGGAUCGUUCCCCGAGUCCAAGUCGCAGAGUCCCCAUUACGGGUCUACACCGUCGUCAACGAGCAAAGAAUCGCUUUGGACUCGGAGUACAAGAAAACCAAUUGUGCCAAGCCGAACAAUUGUUCCGGCCAGCUCUGGCUCGCCGCCGUCGACGCCACCGCCUCCUCCGACACCUUCUGACCAAGACUCUCAAUACUGGAUACAGACGGAGCUGAAGAUCCCGCGCGGAACGAAUUCCACGGACACUUCGAAACUCGUUAAAGAUCUUGCCUUCAUUUACGAGCGUGCCUAUGCGGCACACUUCCGAAGGCAGCGUCGCCAGCUGGGCCGGCUGACUCAAAUCAAAUUGAUCUACGUCCGCGCUGAUUACAAAGAAAGGAACAUGACCCUGGUUUACGUUUUGUAUUAUUUGAAUCGACUUGUGCCCGCUGUUGAAGCAGUCAAGAGGAUCCAAGUUGUGCCGCAAGCCGACAUGGAAAAAUUACUCCGACAUGGUGUAAUUGUCAAAGCCAAACCUUACGAGCCCAGUAGAUCCACGGCUUCGCUUGAGGACAAUCGAUUCACGAACAAAGCCUACGUGGCCUGGCUCAUCGUGUUGAUACUACUCCUGCUCCUGCUAUUGCUCCUGUGUAUCCUCCUCUACUUCUGCAUCCGCAAUCGCAGUCGACAGAAAGCUAACGUCAAAGAUGCUGAAGUAUCCAGCUCCUUCAGCAACGGAGAGGGAAAGUUCAGCACAACAUCUGGCAUGACGAUGCCCGGUGAAAGCGUUCGGUCGUACCGAGACGCGGUAACGAGUCCUGUUCACUUUGGAGGCACAGGAACUUAUAGGAGGAGCGAGUCGCCGAGAUUCUACGAGAAUCAGGCGUUCGAUUCCGACGAGCCCAGGCUUCGCAAACGUCCGGUGCUCACCCAACACACGUUCGAGGCGACGGUCGAGAGUCAGCCACAGGAGGCAAAGUCCGAGCUAACGCCCCCUGACGUCAAGCCUCGGAAGAGGAAAUCCAAAGCAGAUAAAUCUUCCGACCUCUCCGCAUGCCGGGACACAACGAUUUUGGCCGGAGACAUUGAGAUUCGUCCAGUAGUCAGCGAGGUCGCGAGUGAAGACGAAACACCCGGACCUUCCGAGGAAGAAAUCGAGGAAGCCAGGCGUCAACUGGAAUCAAUGACAGAGAGAUUGAACGCGCUCGUUGAUAACAGUCUGACAGUGGAGCAGGCGAAAACGAAACUUCACGGGAGCUACAGACAGAAGUUGCUCAUAAGUCGGAAGGACUACAAGCGGUGUAGAUCGGCCGACUCAAUCGAUAAGUACGAGAUAUCGCUUUCCUCUGUGCCGUCUGUCAGCAAUCCGAUCUUCCGAGAUCAGCCAACACAGACGUCUUUCGCGAAGAAAACAACUCCCCCUCAUUUUCUGGUGACCAUCCACAAGGAAACUGCUGCCAAAGAACGUAGAUUACACCAGGAGAGCCAUAGACGGGUGGUCGAGGAAUUUGAGAGCACAAGCCGCGUGACAUACCGCGAACCAACGUCACGGGUAAUCGAAGCCAUCAGACAUGAACUGGAUCUGGCCCAAGAUUUCCCGAAAGAAAGCUUCGCCUGAGGUGUCUCGAAUCAUUCAUCUUCAAUCAGUGUGUGAAAAAAGAACGCGAUGAGGAAACAUUGUAACAUGUAUCAUAUCCCUGUAUUCAGAGAAAUAAUUGUAUUUGUACA